Sorghum bicolor (sorghum) is the source of this 1678-nucleotide messenger RNA. RefSeq names its product tRNA-dihydrouridine(20) synthase [NAD(P)+]-like. Gene Ontology annotation, molecular function: flavin adenine dinucleotide binding; tRNA dihydrouridine synthase activity. Gene Ontology annotation, cellular component: cytoplasm. Gene Ontology annotation, biological process: tRNA dihydrouridine synthesis. The transcript is spliced from 10 exons. Lineage: Eukaryota; Viridiplantae; Streptophyta; Magnoliopsida; Poales; Poaceae. The record is from RefSeq and is a predicted model, not a curated record. Bases 261 to 1223 code for a protein of 320 amino acids.
GAUGCCCGACCCAACCAAAGCACAUGGACAGACGCGAGCGAUUGCGAGGGGACCGGAGAAGACACGGCACUGCCGUCUGCUGUGCUCCCGGCUCCCCCGCCCCGCACCACAAGCGCGUGCGCGCCGUCAAGUCUCCUCUACAGCAACUUCCACCGCGUACUCCCUCCCUCGUCCCGUCUCCAAGUUUCGCGGGGGGCGAAGGUUGCUAGCCAGAGCAGUCGCGGUCUGCGCUGCGGCACCGGCACGGCGACGAGGUGGGGAUGGAGUACCGCGACAAGCUGGUGCUCGCGCCCAUGGUCCGCGUGGGCACCUUGCCAUUUAGGCUACUGGCUGCUGAAUAUGGUGCUGAUAUUACUUAUGGAGAAGAGAUUAUUGAUCACAAAUUGUUGAAGUGUGAGCGUGUUACAAAUGAAUCUCUUGGGACUACUGAUUUUGUGGAGAAAGGGACUGACAGUGUAGUUUUCCGUACAUGCCCAGAAGAAAGGGGUAGGGUUGUAUUCCAAAUGGGCACAUCAAAUGCUGUGAGGGCACUUAAAGCUGCUCAGCUUGUGUGUCAGGAUGUUACUGCUAUAGAUAUCAACAUGGGCUGUCCAAAGUCUUUUUCGCUUAGUGGAGGGAUGGGUGCUGCAUUACUCUCCAAGCCUGAGCUUAUACAUGAUAUUUUGACAACAUUGCGGAGGAACUUGGACACAACAGUGACAUGUAAAAUCCGUCUUCUGAACACACCUAAAGACACUGUGGAGUUGGCGCGCCGGAUUGAGAAAACUGGUGUUCCAGCUCUUGCUGUCCAUGGAAGAAAGAUUAAAGAUAGACCAAGAGAUCCUGCCAAGUGGGAUGAGAUAGCCGAUGUUGUGUCAGCGCUGUCAAUUCCUGUUAUAGCUAAUGGAGAUGUCUUUGAGUAUGAGGAUUUUAAGAGAAUUAAAGAUGCUACAGGUGCUGCUUCUAUUAUGGUUGCUAGAGGUGCCAUGUGGAAUGCCUCUAUCUUUUGUGCCAAAGGAAAAACACCUUGGGAGGAUGUCAAGAGAGAGUAUGUACGAAAGAGCAUAUUGUGGGACAACGAUGUGAAGAGCACGAAACAUACCUUGAAAGAAAUGAUAAUGCACUAUUCUUGCCUUGAACUUCCUGAGGGGAAAGGUGUUAUUAAGUGUGAUACAUCAGAAGAUUUAGCGAGACUAUAUGGGGAGGAGGACUACUAUAAUUUUGUUGUUUCAAAUAGGAAAUGAAUACAGUUUGGUGCUGUGAGCUUUCAUGUGUAUCAGCUUCUGCUUGGAUUCCUAUCUCACUUUUUAUUACUGGGAUUAGGAGGAAUCUGCCCUGUCACCAAGGAAAACGAUUCGCCAUUUUUGCGCUGUCUGGACGUAGGACCACUAGUCCAGUAAGGGUUUUCAAAUUGGGGGAAAAAAAAGACACUGGAGCUGCUGAUCUUUCCCUUCUACUGGUAAUAGAUAGGUGCAUACGGCUGGAAUUAAUCAAACACCAGAUUUUUUAAAAAAACUGAUACUAAUCUAGACCAUGGAAAUUUUGUCAUGUAUUGUUGGUGGAGAUACUAUGGUGCUUUUGGGGGAAUUCAAAUAGACUUCGACAUGUUGACUGUACUGUUAUGGCCCUGUGGUCUAACAGAGUUUUCAUGAUAUGUCUUUGACUGGUAUUUAGCCUGGCACUUAAUAUUUGCAACUCA